UGCAUUGAACGCGCACAAAACCCGCCGCGCCCGCCCGCAGAGCGAGUGCAAGUCGUGAGCGUCAGCGGCGCCUACCGCGCGCUCGUCUGCCAAUCCGGUGGUGGGCGGGAGUGUCCUGUCCGCCUCGGCGCGCCGCGCGCAGCAGCGAAACGGGAGGAGAAGGAGAAGCCAAGGGCCCCCAGCCGGAGCGUAGCGCGGCGCGUUGUGGUCAGAGCGCGGGCCUCGCUUCGCCCCGUCCGCCGUCUCGCCGCGCCUCGUGCCCCGUGCCAGAGCCCGUGCCCACCGCGGCCCCGCCGCCCGCCGCGUUGUGUUGUGGUCGCAGCCCGGCCAGCGCAGCGCAGCGCCAGUGCCGCUCGGAUACAAGCAACAACAACAGCAGCGGCGUGUCGCCGGCUCCGCUCGCAUACUAUGAGCGGCCACCCACAGCGGCUGCCGCCCUCCCGGCUCCUCCGGCCCGCAGGGUCCCUGCGGUCGUCGUGAUCAGUGUUGCCUGUGGUGUUUGCGUCUUUGUGUGUGUGCGCGCGUUUGUGUUGUGACAGUGUGAUUGUGUGUUUCUGUGCUGCCGGCCCGGUGCCAUGUCGCGGUGCCCGGGAUAGCCCUUUUGUUUGUGUGUGUGUGCGCGAGCGCGUUUCUGUGUACCGCGGAGACUCGAGAUCCGUCGUGUCAUCCCAAAUUUCCCAAGCUGGAGGAAAGUCGAGACCGCGGACCCGGCGCGGAGCAGGAGGCUUCAGCAGGACAGCAGCAGCAGCAGACGAACCACCGGCAGUCCCAGGACCAGCAGCAGCAACAGCAGCAGCAGCAGCAACAGCAGCAGCCACCCCCCGGGCCGAGGGGGUCUCCGACGGACACGAUGAAUGAGCACCCGGGCCUGAGAGGGACGCCGCUCGCCAUGCUGGCCGCGCAGUGCAACAAGCUGUCCAGCAAGAGCCCACCGCCCCUGGCCGACGCGGCCGUCGGCAAGGGCUUCCACCCCUGGAAGAAGAGCCCCAGCGGGGGCAGUCAGCCGCAGCAGCAGUCCAACUCAACCCCCAACAACAAUAACAACAACUCGACUAGCAACAACAAUAAUACUACCUCCAAUAACAACAAUAGUAGCAACAGCCAGCCCGUGUCCUCGUCAAGCGGGAGCACGACGCAGAACACGGCGUCCCAGAGGACCAUGUCGUCGACGCCGUCCUCACAGGCCGGCACCGGCAGCUCGGCGUCCUACUCCAGCCGGCAAAUGCCGACGCCAGCCUCGGCGUGUGGCACCGGCUACGGCGGCGACCUCUACUUCUCCGGGGCGGCGGCGACGGGCGGCCAGCAGGACGCGCUGUACUCGCGGCACCCCUACGAGUCGUGGCCCUUCAACGCGUCGCACCACGGCGCCAUGAAGGCAGGCGACAACUCGACGUGGUGGGACGUCCACCAGGCGGCCGCGGCCGGCUCCUGGCUCGACAUGUCGUCCGGGGCAGCCGUCCACGCGCAGAUGGCGGGCUACGGGUCCGACUACUCGUCGCUGAGUCACUCGUUGGCGGCGGGCAACUCGCACCCCCUGGUCGGCCAGCACCUCCUGCAGGACUACAAGACCAUGCAGUCGGCGUCCAGCUUCACCUCGCUGGGCCACCACGCCGCGGCAGCGGCGCACCACCACCCCACCUCGACGCCCACGCCGUCACCGGCGCCGUCAUCGUCGACCCCAACGGCGUCCUCGCAGGCGUCGGCGGCGGCGUCACCCUCGCCGCGGUCGCAGCGGAGGUACACGGGCCGGGCGACGUGCGACUGUCCGAACUGCCAGGAGGCGGAUCGGCUGGGCCCCGCCGGCAUCCACCUCCGCAAGAGGAACAUCCACUCGUGCCACAUCCCCGGCUGCGGGAAAGUCUACGGCAAAACCUCGCACCUCAAGGCGCACCUGCGCUGGCACACGGGCGAGCGGCCCUUCGUUUGCAACUGGCUUUUUUGCGGCAAGCGCUUCACGCGGUCGGACGAGCUGCAGAGGCACCUUCGGACGCACACCGGCGAGAAGCGGUUCGCCUGCCCGGUCUGCAACAAGCGCUUCAUGCGCAGCGACCACCUCGCCAAGCACGUCAAGACCCACAACGGGUCCGGGGACGGCGACGGGGACGGCUCCAAAAAAGGGAGUUCCGAGUCGUGUUCAGACUCGGAGGACAAUUCGCAGUUGGAGAUGGGAGGCGGCGUCAACUCGCCCGCCUCCCUAGGCCACGGGCACACCCACACACCGCCCCCCAUGGGGCUGGGCGUGUCGGGGAUGGAGGACGUGAAGCCGCAAGGGCUCGUCUGAAGCUCGUGGCCGCCGGCGCUGCCCUUCAGGUAGCCGCCGGCCUCUCCCCUGCCCCUGUCCUGUCCCCCCCGCCGCCCCCGCGAGCUGACCCCACUCCCCGUGGGGUCAGCAGUGGCGUCUGGCUGAGCGUGGCUGAGCAGAAAAGGAAAAUUACUUCGCGCCAAGCCCUUGGCGCUGCUUGUUGCAGACCGGGCAGGCCAACCGCUUAUCUCCGAUUUGCGUCCGAACGUGUCUCCUCCGGACCACCCCCAGGUCAGCGGGGCCCCCUACGGGCCCCUGCGCACGGGGCUCCGGACCACCGGGCACCGCCAGGCCAAGUGUCGCUCUCUCCACUCUCUUUCUCUCUGUCCCUCUCUCUCGGCCCCGGGCCUCCUCCAGCGGGUGGUCCGCGAGACUGCACGCCGGCUUUCUAGUCUAACCCACGAUGCUCCGACCGGCGGCAGGGAAGUGGAGGGUGCCUAGGAGAGGCUAGUGAUGCUCUGGCUGGCGAGUCUAGUUGGCCCCGGCGUUUCGCUGA
Molecule: messenger RNA, 2798 nt
Organism: Frankliniella occidentalis (western flower thrips)
Lineage: Eukaryota; Metazoa; Arthropoda; Insecta; Thysanoptera; Thripidae
Gene: Sp1
Product: transcription factor Sp9
Exons: 2
Coding region: 851-2281 (476 amino acids)
Biological process (GO): regulation of transcription by RNA polymerase II
Molecular function (GO): DNA-binding transcription factor activity, RNA polymerase II-specific; RNA polymerase II cis-regulatory region sequence-specific DNA binding
Source: RefSeq, a predicted model, not a curated record